Molecule: messenger RNA, 706 nt
Organism: Amphimedon queenslandica
Lineage: Eukaryota; Metazoa; Porifera; Demospongiae; Haplosclerida; Niphatidae
Product: 2Fe-2S ferredoxin-like
Exons: 4
Coding region: 30-596 (188 amino acids)
Biological process (GO): P450-containing electron transport chain
Cellular component (GO): mitochondrion
Molecular function (GO): electron transfer activity; 2 iron, 2 sulfur cluster binding
Source: RefSeq, a predicted model, not a curated record
GAAAUUUUGCAGAUCUGUAGAGUCAAAAGAUGGCCACGAUGAAGUGUCUUACUCGAGCGGGUCUCUUAGUCUCACGCGGCCGGUUACUGUCAACUUUGUGCUGUAGAAAUAUAGGAAAAACAUAUCCAAAGACCACUAGUCAUAUUUUUAGUCAAAAUCUAUUCAAGAAUCUUCAAAAAUUUAAUUCCAGACAAUUCCAACCUAGCCUGAGCUUGUCGACAGAUACCAGUUCUCAGAAACCCACAAAGAAGAAACCUAGAACUGUAAAGGUAACCUUUGUGGACAGGGAUGGCGACGAGAUUACUGUAGAUGCCAAGAUUGGCGACACAUUGCUUGAAGUUGCUAAGGAAUAUGAUGUCGAUUUAGAAGGUGCAUGUGAGGGUACUCUCUCCUGCUCCACUUGUCACUUGAUAGUUGAUAAAAAUUGGUACGAAAAGAUACCAGACUUCCUUACAGAGGAAGAACAAGACAUGUUGGAUCUUGCCUUUGGAUUGACUGACACGUCACGAUUAGGCUGUCAAAUAGUUGUGAGUGAUGCUAUAGAUGGAAUAAGACUAAAGGUGCCCACAGAGACAAGAGAUAUCCGUAACUUAUAAUGUCUGUCGAGAAAUGUUAUUAUUUCAUAUGCUAAUGCUAAACAAUCAAUGUAGUAGUUAUUAUAACUUUCAUGAUGUUGUUUAUGUGAAUUUUUUUAAAUAAUAAAGAA